AUGCUUAAAUUUUUUGUUUAUAAGGUUUCCUUAAUAAUACCCCGAAGAACGGUGGUGAUCUCUAAUAAUUGGUUUUUCCAACCCGCAAGAAGUCAAGAAUGCAUAAGGCCGAGGGCAUUGUUUCUGUUGUCGACGUUCGAAUGUUAUCCACCACUACUUCCGACCUUUUCGAUAAAGCGUUCAGUGCACAAGAAGGUUUUCGGAGGCGUACCUCAUUACAACUACACAACGGAUUCUAAAAGUGAUAUCAAUAAUUCGGCAGAAACUAUUCAAGAAAAUCAGUUGGGUGUCGCCAAACACGUGGAUAAAGGGAAUCUACCGAGGAAACUCUAUGAAAAUUUUCGGGAAUCAAUUAAGGGAGGCGACGCCAACGUGGUUACUUGUUCCUACCAGCAACUGCACAAUUCGGAAGAAAGGGUGCAUCUGACGCUCGAGGAUUACGGUGAAGCCAUAUCCAUCUUACAAAGAUCAACAUUUGAUGGAACUCUGGACCUCUUGUAUCGCAUGAUGGAAGACAUGCGAAGACUGGGUUUACAGCCGGGGCAUCGAGAAUACCACGCGCUUAUAUAUGCCUGUGGAUUACACGGAAGACCAUCGGAUUCUUGGAGGAUACUGGACAUGAUGAGGGAUGACGGUAUAACGCAUUCCGAUCUUACCUAUAACACGCUGAUUGAGGUGUUCAAGAGAACGCUAGACUUGGAGAGUGCCUUACAAGCACAUCGGAGGAUGCAGACAAACGGAGUGAAUCCUAACUCCACAAUAUAUAAUUCAUUAAUUGAUCUAUGUUGCAAAAAAGGUGAUACUGAGAAUGCCGGGAAACUUUAUCGUGAAAUGAUUGAAGUUGACGUGUCACCCGAUGUAACAACGUUCGAUAUCUUGUUAAAUGGUUAUAAUGAUAGUGGAAAUAUUGAAAAGGUCAAGGAAUUUCGUCAGGAGAUCAUGAACAGUAAGGGCAUCAAACUAUAUGAUGAUGAGUCGACGGAUAUGAAAAACAUUCUUAACUUGUUAUUAGAAGUGGAUCUCAAGCAUGGAAAUAUGGAAGGUGUUAUGGAAUCAUUUCGGCGGAUGCUAGACGGCGGAAUGAAACCGAAUUCCACAAUUCAGAGUGCAAUCAUAAGAGGACUGGUAAAGUCGGGAAAUAUUGAUAAGGCAGUAGAAUUAUUUCAGCAUUUGCCGAUCAGAGAAAGUUCAACCGAGCAAAACUUUCGAACGCUUAAAAACUUCUUUCAUGAGUUUCGAGACGAAUUGAUCUUGGCUCGAGGAUUUUUACAAGAAUUGAUCGGUCGAAACUUGACGAUUGGUGACAACGUGUACAAUGCUCUCAUUAGUAUACACAUUGAAAAGCUCGAUAUCGACGGAGCAAUAGAAACUUACAAUGUCCUUAUUAACCAAGGAGGAACGAUAAAUGUGAUCACAUUCACCAAUUUAACAAAGACAAUGAUUUUAUCCGGCAGAGAAAACGACGCGAUACAAUUUUAUUAUGAAGUCAAGCAAACCGGGGUAGAAUUGGAUGUUCAAGGAUACACGACGUUGAUUGAUUCCUUCGUUAAGAUGCGAAGAAUUGCCGAAGCACAGAGGCUAUUCUCUGAUAUGCUGAGAUCCAAGGUGAAGCCUAACGUCAAGACCUAUACCGUUCUUAUCACCGGGCUAGGACAACAGUAUGAUUACGAAGGAGUGAAGAAUAUACAUAGCAUAGUUAAAAUGGAUCUCAAUGUCGAUAUGGAUGUAGGAAUUUAUAAUGCUCUGAUGGAUGCCUACAAUCGAUGCGGCCAUGUACUUCAGGUUCUGGCAAUCUGGGAUUUCUUAAUCGCUAGUGAACAGUCGAUCAACGACUCCACAGUUUCGAUAGUUCUCGACUCUUGUGGUUACGGGAGGGAGAUUCGAAGACUCGUUCGAAUUUGGAAUGAUCUUCGGGCCAAAAAAUUUCCCUUAACUCUCAACAACUACAAUUCACUCAUCGAGGCUUUGGCUCGUAAUCAACUUUUCGAAGAAGCAAAAUAUAUUUUGUUCAAUGAGUUGAUAUCAGAAGGGUUUACCCCGGAAGUAAAAACAAUAAGGCCAUUGCUAAACUUUUUACACGACAUUCCCGGCAAAAGUAGAGAUGAGUAUCAAGUAAUCGAAUGGGUUAGAACCCGUUAUCCGAGAUUAGCCAAAGAAAUGAAAUUUACUAAUUACAAAAAGUAG
Messenger RNA from Acaulospora colombiana, 2184 nucleotides. Lineage: Eukaryota; Fungi; Glomeromycota; Glomeromycetes; Diversisporales; Acaulosporaceae. The record is from the annotation of a GenBank genome assembly.